AAGUGGGGUAUAAAUAGGACCAGGGUGGAGGUAUGUUUUUAUUGAUCUCAGACAACUGGAGAGAGAAUCUGCACUGACUGAAGACUCGUGUGGGAAAAAAACAACAACACACGCAGUGUGUGUGUUGGUGGGGAGGAGCGAUGUGGAGGUUUCUCAGUCUCACCCUGCUGGCCGGCCUGUUGGUGGGCUGUCGGGGUGAGAGUGAGACGGACGGAGCGAGAUGUAAACCUGCGGCCGUGUGGAAGAUCGGCGAGGUGGAGCCGCUGAAGGACAGCCUGGGCCGAGUGACUGUGGUGGCCUUCCUCCAGGCCAGCUGAUUGCUCUGCCUGUCACAGGCGGCCAGAUUGGACGCGUUGCGGCAGAAACUGGAGGAUGCAGGCUUUGUAAACAUCACGUACAUGGUAGUGAACAGCCAGGAUGAAACCUCACGCCGUCUUCACUCUCUGCUUGAGAAUAAACUCUCAGAUAACAUCUCUCUAUACAAGCAGAACCCUGAAGAUCCUGACGUGUGGAGCAUAGCCAACGUUGAGAAGGACGACUUCCUGAUCUAUGACAGAUGUGGACGUCUCACACAUCACCUGUCUCUGCCGUAUACGAUUCUGAGCCAGCCGCAUGUGGAGGAGGCCAUCAGAAACGCCUACUGCACUGCCAUGUGUGGAGACUGCGAGCUGGAGCGCUCUGAUCACCUGGAAGCAUGUAACAGGACUAAGGAGGAGAAAACAGAGGAGGAACCACCAACACCAGAAGAAAAUGAGCAUCGUCAUCAUCAUCAUCAUCAUCAUCACCACGGCCAAGAAGGUCAUCACCAUGGCGGUCAUCACCAGGAUGGUGGACAGAGGCAUAGUCAUGGUGGCUCAAAUCACCAACAUGGUCAUGAGGGCCAAGUCAUUGUAGGGCAGGUCCAAAGAGGCUCUUUAGAUCUGGGUGAGGUUCAGAGGAGGCAGUUUGAUUUAGGACAGGCCCAGGUGGGGCAGGUAGAUUUGGGACAGGUUGGAAUUGGACUGCGAGAUCUGGAACAUGUAGCCGAUGGUGAAAGAAUCCAUCAGGUCAUGCAGCGUCCCUGAGCUUCCAGGUGAAAAUUCCCAUUCACGUGUCAGCAGGGGGCACUCUCAGGCCCCUCCAUCUGAUGCUGACACUGACGCCGUCUGAUUGGCCAGCACCUUAAUAAGAGGCCAAUCUGACGCUGUGAUGAGCCGCUGGCUGCUCUCUGUCUCUGACAGGGGCUCACGGCUGACGAUAACAACGUCAAGGAAACCUGACAGUGACGCCCCGCCCACCUGGGUGACUGACAGCCGGCUCAGCCAGUCUGAGCCUGACCUGCAGGGAUAAGCCAAUGAGAAUGACAAGUGAUAUAAGCAGGGAAGAGAUCUUAGACUAAUGACACACUGGCAACUUUCCUCUAGGAGCAGUAGAUCGACAGUACCCCCUGGUGGGCAAAUCUGACCAACCCGAGACCAGAAUUCCAUCCAAUAUUCCACUGGUGAUAGAUUAGGAUCUUAAUAAAUGAUGAUAGACUAUCAUUUCUUACAAUUUCACUUAGCUGAAAUGCUAACUGCACUAUGUAGCAACCAGCAGAUGGUGGCUAGUUAGCAAGUUAGUCCUCACUGGCCCACAAUUUUAUUAGCAACAAGAAAACAAUUAUUAGCAACUCAAACUGUGUCAGAAAGUUGCCAGUGUAUCAAGGUAUCACCUGGACCCUGACAGGAAUUCACCAACAAGUAUUGACACCUCAGUUUGCCUCAGGAAUGAACCAGCACCUCGAUGGCUGAUUAGCGAUCUUCACUCCUCAUCCUAAAAACAACAACAAAGUUUAAUCUUCCACAAUGAAAAAAUAUCUAAUGCAUGAAAAGCUCUUGAAUAAAUAAUAACUAGCGAGAGCUACGCCUCUCUGUUUCUAACCCAAAGUUUCCAUCAACUCUACAGGAUGUUCAGAGUUUCGGCUUGUGAGCAGAUUAUAAAAGCGUUGUAGUCUCUGACAUCUCCCCCUCCCCCUCCUAGUUAAGAACAGUUUGGUCCAGGUUUUCCAUCUUCAUACUUAAUAUCUGGACGGCUUUGUUGUUGAAAGAGUUUCUGAAAAUCUUUACGUGUGUGACAUCACACACAGGUGAAUUUCCCCAAAAAGACAGGUCAGUAUAUCCAAUAAAUACGCUAACUUCCUGAAUACACGUAGACGUUCUAAACUCGUGGUGUUGGUUCAUGCUGGUGGUGAUCUGAGCGUCCAUGUUGGCGUCGUUCCUCCUCCGUUGUGACUCUCCGUGGCUUUAAUGAUGUCAGGCGCACAAACUACACCGUAGUGGCGUCUGUCUGAUCCUCAGCCAAUCAGAGAGAACGAGGAACAUCGCACAACAUGACACACUGGAAAUGUAGAUGAUUUAGGAGUGAGUGCUAGCAUCGCUUUAAUCGUUUUAAAUGUCAUGAAUCACUGCUAUAUGCUCGUUAGUAUAAUACAGAAAGCUAAGCUUAGUGACACUUUCUGCAGUGUCUAUAACACACACACACACACACACACACACACACACACACACUACUAGAGGGAUGUGUGAGACACUUUGAGUACUACAUGAAGGUCUUUUGGGAAAGUUCAAUACACCAGAAAACCUGAUGCACUGUAGGAGAAAUGUUCACACGCACACUGUUUAUGAUGGACGUGUGUGUUUGUGUGUGUGUGUGUGUGUUCUCAGUGAUUACAACUGCAGUUAAAUUGUGUUAAAUCUUCACAAAUAAAUGAUAUUUUUCAUCA
Molecule: messenger RNA, 2740 nt
Organism: Neoarius graeffei (lesser salmon catfish)
Lineage: Eukaryota; Metazoa; Chordata; Actinopteri; Siluriformes; Ariidae
Gene: selenop
Product: selenoprotein P
Exons: 5
Biological process (GO): selenium compound metabolic process
Cellular component (GO): extracellular region
Molecular function (GO): selenium binding
Source: RefSeq, a predicted model, not a curated record